AUUUAUUGUGUCAUUAUCUGUGCAACUUUUCAUUCGUCGUCGCUGACGGUCGAAUAUUAGUUGUUAUUUUUAUUUUCUACUUUUUUUCUGUGUAGAAUUUAUGUAAAAAUAUCUGUGAAUUUGGUUUUACUAUGUCUGAAGAUAAUUUAACUGUGAGUGAUACCUCAGACAUCGAGGAAGGCGGGAAUGCUGAGCUUCGUGGAUAUCUGAGUAAAUGGACAAACUAUAUUCACGGUUGGCAGGACAGGUUUAUUGUAUUGAAGGAUUCAACUUUAUCAUAUUACAAAAGCGAAUUAGAGAGCAAUCUUGGAUGUCGCGGUGCCUUAUGUCUGAAAAAAGCCAAAGUUAAGCCCCACGAGUUUGACGACUGUCGUUUUGAUGUUUCCGUCAGUGAUUGUGUGUGGUACUUGCGAGCCUCGAAUCCCGAGGAGAAACAGCAGUGGAUUGAUGUUUUGGAGUCAUUUAAAGUGGAGUCUGGAUAUGGCACAAGUUCUGACAGCAGUUCCAACGGCGGCGGCUUGCGGCGUCACGGGUCCGUCACGUCCUUACAGUCGACGGGUUCCCAUGGACGCACAUCACGCCGGCUGGCCGAAAAGAUAGCCGAACUGGACACAUACGGCGAACUGCUUUCAAAACAGUCGACACAACUGCAGCAGUACUUUGACAUGUGCGUGUCCAAGCUACCGGAGAUCGGAGACGACGUCACCGAGGCUAUCGACGCCGUUGAGUUGGCUGAUGGUAACCCGCUAAGCCUGCACGCGGGUGAGGUGCGCGCGACGAGCACGUCAUUCAAAGCGACGGUGGCGGCGACGCUGGGCGCGCUGCAGCACUGCGCCGCGCUCAUGCGCCGCCGCGAGCGCCAGGCGCGUCAGGCCGAGGAGCUCUACAUGGCUUUGAAGAACCAGCUAACAGAAGCGAGGUUGGCGUCAAAACCAGGGCCAGAUCACGAGGAGGGACCGCACUCGACGUUGCCAGACGAUGAGUUCUACGAUGCCGUGGAGACAGGGUUUGACAAGAUGGAAGAGGAGAGGUGUGCCCGCGUGGUGUCUCCUACCGUGCACACGCGAGACCAGGUCGACCUACCGCCCCCUGCUAUUGAUAACCGGCUCACCGUGCACCCGCUGUGGACUGAGAUCGACAGGAUAUCAACAGAGCAGAUCCAAGCCGCAUUCGAGGACGUUGGAGGCGGCAAUGGUUGGCAGUUAUUCGCUGAAGAAGGCGACAUGAGGAUGUACAGGAGAGAGGUGGAAGUGGACGGGAUGGUGAUGGACCCCUUGAAGGCGAUGCACAAAGUGCGCGGAGUGUCGGCGCGCGAGAUGUGCCACUAUUUCUUCAACCCCCGCUACCGUUACGAGUGGGAAACGACACUAGAGAACAUGAAUAUAGUGGAGGAAAUAUCGUCAGACGCGAUGGUGUUCCACCAGACGUUCAAGCGCAUCUGGCCCGUCUCCCAGCGCGACGCGCUCUUCUGGUCGCACGUGCGCGCCUCCGACGACGACACGUAUGCGGUCAUCAACCAUUCCACCACCAACCCCCACUACCCGCCCAACGCGAGCGGCUGCAUCCGUCUGUUCGUGACGGUGUGCCUGGCGUGCCGGAGCACGUACCCCGCGGGCGAGCAGCCCACCCGGCAGAACAUCACCACCAGCAUCGCCUACUGCAGCACAGUGAACCCCGGCGGCUGGGCACCGGCGGGCGUGCUACGCGCCGUGUAUAAACGCGAGUACCCGAAGUUCCUGAAGCGCUUCACGGGCUACGUCGUCGAUCAGUGCAAGGGCAAGCCUCUCGCCAUCUAGCGGCAGCUCACACACCCUAUCCAGGGCACUGUCACUUGACUUACUGUGAGCCGAGUGGAAUGUACAUUAAUCAAUGCUGGAUGUCGUGUGACGCUGGCGUACCCGGAGAUUUCAAAUCAAAAGCUGUUAAAGACGCGUUCACAUGAAGUUUUCGGCUCCUUGUGAGUUAACAUCCGUGUGAUGAAGAGUUCGAACUGCGGCAUAUGAUAAUGAUAAGAUUGAUGUGAACGCGCUCUAAUGUUUAAGUUACUUGUCACUGAAAAACAUUGACAAAGACCUACGUCUGAAUAAUACAAAUGUCUUCGGCUUUAAAAUGAAAUGACCACGUAUUAUGCACAUACAUUAUACAGAUGUUUUUUUUUAUCGUCGAGCUCUUCCCACGAACUGUAAUCUUUUUCAAGGUAAUUUUGACUGUUAUGACUGGUGUAGGCUACGAACUGUUCGUAAAAUAUAUAAUGUUGGGAAAAAAUACAUAAGUCGUCAACACAAUUCCCAACGGUUUUACGUUAUAUAGUAUAUAAAGUAUAUGGUUCAUUGAAGGGAUCAACGGCCGUUGCACGCGGCAAGUGAGGUAAAUUCCUAUUUGUAUUAUAUGCACGGAUUAGAUAUAGUCAACAAAAACAAAAUAACUAUAGUAGACGUACACUGUUAAAGAUUAUAUGUACAGUCAAGGAAUUUAAAUUCCGACCCAUUUCGUACUUUGUCACAGUGACAACCGUAUGAGGUCUCUAGCGGCUUUCAUAUUGAUUGUCACUGUGACAAAGUACGAAAUGGGUCGGAAUUUAAAUUCCUUGACUGUACGUAGUUUUGCUAGCUGACUAGAUGGCGCAUGAUGUAGAGAAAAAUAAUAAUAGGGACCCGCGCGGCUUCGCGAGGGUUAAUAAAUUAACACUUAAACCUUCCUCAAGAAUCACUCUAUUGAUAGGUGAAAACCGCAUGAAAAUCCGUUCAGGAGUUUUUAAGUUUAUCGCGAACAAACACAAACAGACAGACGCGGCGGGGGUCUUUGUUUUAUAAGGUGUAAGUAGUGAGUAGUAGCUGGCAAACUUGCUAAGGGUAUGAGAUGCUUCAACGCUAUAAAGAGGUCGGCUGGUGGCGUCUUCAUCGUGCAGUCCUGACCGCUCAAAAUGGAGACAAAUUACAUGUGGUCGCGAUCAAGGAUCGCGAGCUAUGAGCGAACUAGCAAGAAUAUGGUGUUGCAAAGAGCUAUACUUUUUGUGACAUGAAAAUUGCCAAAUGAUAGCUCGAAGACAUUUUAGUUACCGCGACCGUACGAUAAGCCUGCUGCGCCAUUUAGUUUAGUAAUUCAGAUAUUAAAGCUACUACACGUUUUCUUCAACUGUUUACGUCCACUAUAGUUCAAAUUUGUAUGUAAUCGGGUUAGAUUAAUUAUUUAAUUGUUGUAAAUUGUGAAGGUGUUAUGUGUGUCGCACAUGGGUGUAGUCAGAUGAGAUUUUUCUCUGUUUUCGUCGGUUUAGUGUGAUGACAUGAUGAGUUUCAGAUCAGUUCAUUUACAUUCGAUCUAAAUCACUCUUAGCCUGUUAUUGGGCUGUCAAAUGGGCCCUGACACAAAAACAUUUUUUUUACUAAUUUUAACCAAUAUAUUUUAUAAAUAUUUUUUCUGCUCUAUCUAUACCGCACAACUGAGGUUUAAACCCACUAUAUUUGACGACCACGCACAUAUGAAAGGUUAAAUAAUCGCAAUAACUAAAAAAAAUAUUUUGGUUUGAAUUACUUGGAAUGUAAAUGAACGGGAGUGUACACUCGGUUUGUUGUACCUGAUUAUCGCACAACUUGUCCGACGAUCAGUCUAGAUAAUGAUCUCGUUUUAGGAUUGCGACGCGCAUUUUUAAGGCCAGGUUUUAUAAAGAUCCCUUAGUAAGUGAAGUCAAAAUUGUACUGAUUAUUUGAUAUCAUAAGCCUUAAAAGAUAAGGGAUCCUUAUAGAACCGAGGCUUAUACUACUUAUUUUAAUCUAUGGAUUUAUGUUGUAUGAAAUUUCAUGCAAAAACUGAAAUACCGAAUAGCCACUAGGGUUGUGUACCCAAGUAAGUUUCAGUGUUGUAUGGGGAUACGCUAUUGCUCGAAAAUCUUGUUAACGGAUCAUCAGUUAACUGCGUGGAUGAUACUAUGAUCGUCGUAUCGUAUUAAGAAAUUACAUUAUAUUGUUUCAUUAGUUUUCGUGAUGUGUUUGUAAUUUUAUUCCAAACUUCCAAGGAGAAAAUUAUAUUGCCGUCAUAUUUAAGAAUACAGCGAAAAUGUACAGCGUAAGCGAACUGUACCAGCAUUAUGAAGUUGAUUUAUAAACUGUCACGACUCUUCCACUCAUUAAUCAAAUCAGAAUACUAAAUGUAGUUACAAUUGAUGAAAUGAAUGAUGAUUCCAUGCUGGUUUUACUAUUAUAAUUGAGCACUGAGGCGAGGGCAAAGCGGUAAAACCAGAGACAAGAAAAUAAAACAAGGCUAGCAGGUCCAUCUUAAUUUCACUAUCGUAAUUUGUCCAAUUAAGACAAUUGGCAUUAAUGAAUGCCAACUUCAUGAAGUAUCCAUUGUAUAAAUAAUAGAUUUCUUAUACAUCUGGCUGGAAACCUAAUGGGAUAUAUCGUAAUAUCAUAAAUGUUGAAACUAUGAAUGUUUUUGUAUAAAAAAUAUAUUUUAAAAGCACCAUUAUAUGUAAAUAAAGAAUAAUACAUACCAAGGGAUUACCACCUCUCGAUAGCUUUCUCCUUCAUUCAGAUGUCGCUGGCGGUAACAUGGGAAACUGUAAUGGCUCCUC
Messenger RNA from Cydia fagiglandana, 4570 nucleotides. It is a transcript of the gene cert, whose product is annotated as ceramide transfer protein. The coding region runs from base 132 to 1796 and encodes 554 amino acids. The record is from RefSeq and is a predicted model, not a curated record. NCBI's taxonomy places the organism in Eukaryota, Metazoa, Arthropoda, Insecta, Lepidoptera, Tortricidae. The transcript is spliced from 12 exons. Gene Ontology annotation, biological process: ER to Golgi ceramide transport. Gene Ontology annotation, molecular function: lipid binding.